Messenger RNA from Magallana angulata, 1946 nucleotides. RefSeq lists its product as uncharacterized. Gene Ontology annotation, molecular function: hydrolase activity. The record is from RefSeq and is a predicted model, not a curated record. The transcript is spliced from 8 exons. Lineage: Eukaryota; Metazoa; Mollusca; Bivalvia; Ostreida; Ostreidae. Bases 326 to 1645 code for a protein of 439 amino acids.
GAUCGUCCGAGUUUAAUAUUUAUAUUUUAAAAUCCGAAUUUCCUUGCUGCUGAAAUGAAACGUUGAUAGAAGUUGAACAUCAUACAGUGACCAGUUGUUGCACCAUCAUGUAGAUAUUUUAAUACACCUCCAAUUUCUAUCUGUAUGAACACUGUGAAGGGUCACAGAGAAUUUGGGUCUGACUUGUAAAUAUUAAAUGAGAGUGUUAUCUUCCUCCCUUCAUUGAGUGGACUCAUUGUGUAGACUCAUUGAGUGGAUUCAUUGAGUGGACUCAUUUUGAGUGUGCUGACGAAGAACGAGACGGAAUGUGUUCGUCCGAUUCUGAAUGGUAAUGGCAGAGAGCGAUGUCCAGAGCAAAGAAGAAGGAAAAACCAUGGUGUUUAUUCCCGUAGGACGGACCGUACAGAGACCCACCAUACUGCCCACCACCUGCAGUUUCCGGCGGCUCUACGUUCAUGUUUGUUUGUUUGCGGUCGUUGUCGUAGUGAUUCUGGUGUUACGAGCGAUCUCCAAUGUCCGAGUGGUGUUCGUACAGUACCACUCCAGCUCUGACACCGACGGAGAGCUAGUCGUACUGCCAGAGAAGUUUGCCGUCUCAAGGGGGGCGUAUUGUUUGGAUGGAUCCUCACCUGGGUAUUAUAUUAGAUAUGGGAAGAGUCCAAAUCUGAACAAAUGGAUCAUACAUCUGCCAGCAGGUGCCUGGUGCUCAUCAGUGGAGGACUGCUACAGCAGGAGUUUUACAGAGUUGGGAUCCAGCGUAGAGGCACCAAUGUUCCGAGCUUUCAAUGGAAUUCUAUCUCCGAGUGAGUCGGAAAACCCCAAGUUUCAUAUGUGGAAUAUGGUGGAUUUUCUUUACUGUGAUGGGGGAUCAUUUCUAGGAAACAGGAACAAUGUGAUCAGCCACAAGUCUAAGAAGCUUUACCUGGCGGGAUUCCAGGUGUUUAAUGCUCUGAUCGACUACUUAGUGGAGCACACAGAGCUCAAGGGGGCCGACCAAGUCAUACUCAUCGGGUCCUCAGCUGGUGGGGUUGGAGCCACAGUAAAUGCUGACUACCUGAGGAAGCGACUGACCGGCGUGAACUCGCUCCACCUGGUGGUGGAUGGUGCUAUGUUUGUGGACAACCCCGAGCAGACACGGCAGCAAGUGAUGAGGAACAUCUUCAAGAAUACUUUCUACCUCCAUAACAUACAAGGUGCAGAAAGUAUUCAGGAGUGUACACAGAAGCUUCUAGGUGAUGAUCAAUGGCAGUGCCUUCAGCCCACCUUCUUCUACAAGCACCUGUUCACACCCGUUUUCUUCCUGAACUCUCUCCACGAUGCUUGGUACAGUAAGAACGCCAUGGGAGUGAACUGUCCGUUCUCCACAUGUAGUCAGGGUGACAUUAACAUCCUAGAUCAACACAGGAGUUCCCUCCUCUCCAAGGCGUCCUCGAUUCUACAGUCCCUUCAGGACGGGAUUUACCUCACUUCCUGUCCCGUUCACACAAUGACUAUGAACAAACGGUUUUCUUCACAGUUGAGUGAAGGCGGCAUUUCUCCGCAGAAUGCCUUAAUGAAGUGGUAUUUCCACCAAGUGCCCAAUUAUACAUUUGUGGAGAACAUAGAUUUCAGAAAGGCUACAGCAGUUUGUAAGCUUGAUAGCUGAAGUGAUGAGCAAGUGCUCAUGGCAACAAAGUUUGUUGACAAUGUGCUAGUUUGUGUCUCAAUUAGAUUGCUUUAUACAUGUAUUAGUGCUUUAAUAGUGGUAUGAAAAGGGUUGUGAAAAUUUCAAAAUUGUGAUCAACUCUGAAGACCCAAUUGAUUCACAUCCAUCUGUGCAGUUAUUUAUUACCUUGAUCGACUUCAAAUUUACAUGUAUUUUUUUUUGUUCUUAACCUGAUCUUCAUAACUAUUUUACCUACACUUUCAUAAUAAUGGUACAACAUACUUGUAUCUGCAAAUUUGAA